AAACACCACUGCCAUCUUUUGGGAAUAUAUAUAGUCAGCCCUAACUUCUCAACUCUCAUCAUUUCCUUCUAACUCUCUGGAAAACCUAAAAUUUAUCAAUGGAAAUCUCCGGCAAAGAUCAAUCCUCUGUUUCUGCAAAUGCUAAGCGAUCAUCAUCAGCAACGAAGCUUCUUCGAUAUCCACUGCGAUCGGGCACGAAGCCCAAGGAGGAGAAGCCGCCUCUGACUGAUGCUUCCAACUCUUCGGUUCCUAGAAGGGUAAAACCUGUCUCAAGUGUUAGUAAGAGUAUUGGUGUCUUUGAUCUUGGUAAGGAAAAGGCUGCUGCUAAACCUCCAAGAAGGCUGUCUAUUCAGUCUAAGUCGAGUGCCAGCCCUGCCUCAAGAUCAGUAGGCACUGUCACUCCUAUUUCUGAGGCUAGGGCAAAGAGAUCUGUGAUCAACCAGGGGAAAACUAAUACACCGCUUUCAGCUCUGGCAAAGUCAUCAAAUGGAAAGGAAAGCAAUCGUCUAUUCUCUGCACUCUACUGGCUAUCCCAGAUUAAGCUCUCUGAAUCUGCUGCUAAGCAUUCAAUUUCUCUUGGGUUUUUCAAACUUGCUUUGGAAGCUGGCUGUGAGCCGCUUCAACGUUUGAGGGAUGAGCUGAAAUCCUAUGUGCAACGUCAUAACCUUCUAGGUCUUGGAGAGCCAGUGAAACAACUGUUUGAAAGCUACAAUAUUUCUCAUGAUUUUGAGCAGUUGCAAGUGUCUGAGACUUGUUCCCAUGCACCUCAAGAUGGGACACCUUCAUCUGAUGACAGCACUUCAUCUGUUGCUGCCACUGAGAAAUCAGAACCUGAAGUCGUGACCAAAGAUGCUAUUGAAACUUGGCAAGUGGCAGAACCUACUAAAGAGACUUCAUCAAGGAAAGACAUUGCAACUAAGAACCAUAAAUCUGUAAGUAAGACUGCUACAACUCCAAACUCGACAGAGGUUGCUGCAACUCCAAAAUCUACAGAGGUUUCUGGUACCACAAAAAAGAAGAUUGAAAAUCCUAAGCAAAAACCAAAUAAGAAUAAGGCGAAAAGACAGGGAAAGAAAUCUGCUGGAGUAGAAGGUCAUGCUAAUGCUGGCACUGCUGAGGUAGCCCUUCCAGAAGACAAAGAGAAUAUGGAUGCUCCACAGCCAGAAGUUUAAAUGCAUGUAUGAAAAUCAAAGAAUGUUGAACAUACUUAUGUUAUGGUUAUUUGUUUUGGUGUUCAUAAGCAGGAAGUUAUUCCUUGUAUAGAUUAUAGAAGGGUCGAGUGGAAGUGUCAACUCUGGGGUUUGCAUGUGAAAGAAUCAUGUUUUCCUUGUUUGGUCCUAGUUUGACCCAAGACUUUUGGGCAUUAUUAUACAUAUAUGUUUAUGUUUUAAAUUGCAUUUGGUAUCAUACUGGAAGUGUUUUUAUCAUGCUUCAGUUCUAUGCAUUACAUGAAUAUUGCAACUUGCUAUUUUUU
Molecule: messenger RNA, 1474 nt
Organism: Solanum pennellii
Lineage: Eukaryota; Viridiplantae; Streptophyta; Magnoliopsida; Solanales; Solanaceae
Exons: 6
Coding region: 99-1172 (357 amino acids)
Source: RefSeq, a predicted model, not a curated record